Messenger RNA from Nicotiana attenuata, 2088 nucleotides. RefSeq lists its product as uncharacterized. Lineage: Eukaryota; Viridiplantae; Streptophyta; Magnoliopsida; Solanales; Solanaceae. The coding region runs from base 1 to 2088 and encodes 695 amino acids. Gene Ontology annotation, biological process: DNA integration. The transcript is spliced from 4 exons. Gene Ontology annotation, molecular function: nucleic acid binding. The record is from RefSeq and is a predicted model, not a curated record.
AUGGUACGUGAAGGUAUAGUCUUGGGGCACAAGGUGUCCAUAAAUGGUUUUCAGGUGGAUAAAACAAAGGUGGAUGCGAUUGAAAAAUUGCCCCCACUGACAUCCGUCAAGGGCAUUCGCACUUUCUUGGGCCAUGCAGGUUUUUAUCGUCGUUUCAUUAAAUAUAUUUCGAAAAUUUCUUCUCCUUUGUGCAAGCUUCUUGAUAAAGAUAUCCCCUUCAAGUUUGAUGAUGCCUGUUUGAAAGCAUUUGAGGAUCUGAAGGGAAGGUUGGUGACUACACCAACUAUCAUUGCCCCAGAUUGGGCGCAGCCAUUUGAGUUGAUGUGCGAUGCAAGUGACAUAGCAAUCAGAGUUGUUUUGGGGCAAAGGAGGGAUAAAAUAUUUCACUCCAUUUAUUAUGCGAGCAAAACUCUAAAUCCAGCCCAGAUGAACUACACAGUUACUGAAAAAGAGUUACUUGCAGUGUUGUGGGCGUUUGACAAGUUCAGAACCUAUCUAGUAGGAACAAAAGUAAUCGUCUACAUAGAUCAUUCAGCUAUCAGAUACUUGUUUGAAAAGAAAGAUGCCAAACCGAGGCUGAUUCCUAAAGGGGGGUCUAUCAAAGAAACAUUUCCUGAUGAGCAGCUAUUAGCAAUCACCUCAAAUGAAGCCUCGUGGUAUGCAAAUUAUGUGAAUUUUAUUGCAAGUGGGGUGACACCACCAGAAUUGACGCCCGAUAAUAGAAGAAGGUUCCUACAUGAUGUGAGGCUCUACCUGUGGGAUGAGCCAUUCCUAUAUAGGCAGUGCGCAGAUCAGUUGGUACGAAGAUGUGUCCCUGAGGAAGAGAUGAAUGCAAUACUGCAUGACUGUCAUGCUUCGCCAUAUGGAGGUCAUCACAGUGGGGAUGAAACCGCCCAAAAAGUGCUACAAUCAGGUUUUUAUUGGCUAAAACUGUUUAAGGAUGCAUAUGCCUUUGUUAAAAAGUGUGACAGAUUCCAAAGAACCGGAACAAUCAUGAAGAAGCACGAGAUGGCUCUACAAAACAUUCUAGCAGUAGAGCUUUUUGAUAUUUGGGGGAUUGAUUUCAUGGGACUGAUCCCAUACUCUAAUGGUCACAGGUACAUCUUAGUGGUGGUCGACUAUGUUUCUAAGUGGGUGGAGGCCAUUGCUCUUCCUACUAAUGACACAAAGGUAGUGGUAAGCUUUGUAAAGAAGCACAUCUUCACAUGCUUUGGGACUCAAAGAGUGUUGAUAAGUGACGGAGGAACUCACUUCUGUAACAAAUUGCUGAAUAAUGUUCUUGCAAAGUAUGGAGUUAAGCACAAGGUUUCCAUUGCCUAUCACCCCAAAACGAGUGGUCAAGUAGAAGUUUCAAACGGAGAGGUAAAGCAGAUUCUGGAGAAAACGGUAAGUGGAAAUAGAAAGGACUGGGCCGGGAAGCUGCGCGACGCAUUAUGGGCAUAUCGAACUGCAUAUAAGACUCCCAUAGCUCGUGAGAAGAGGUUGCUACAACUCAACGAGCUUGAUGAGUUUCGAUUGCACGCAUAUGAAAAUGCCGAAUUAUAUAAAGAAAAGACGAAGAGGUGGCAUGACAAGCACAUCCAACAUCGAGAGUUUGAGCUGGGUCAAGAAGUUCUCUUGUUCAAUUCGAGGUUGAAGCUUUUUCCCGUAAAGCUUAAGUCUCGUUGGGCAGGUCCUUUUGUUGUGGUAAGUGUGAGGCCUCAUAGAGCUGUGGAACUACGUGAUACAAGCUCAAGUGGUACCUUCUUGGUUGCUAUGGCUCGUGACAGUACCGCCAAAGGAAAAGGGGUAGGGAAGUCCUCUACUACUACAACCCCUCCCAAAAAAUGCAAGCACGGUGACGGUUCUUCCCGUCAAGCUAAGGGAAAGCAAGUCGCUAGCGGGUCUACGAAGCAAUCACGGCCUCGGGUGGAACUAGUGCGAGAUGACGCCAUCAAAUGGCAUGACACUUUUGUUCCAUAUGGGAGAUAUGUCUCCGAAAUGGGGAUUAAUGUAAAGGCCAUAGAACGGAACUUUCCAAAUGUACUUGCUAGAUUGGUAGAAAAAAGAUGGAUAAGCUCCUCGAAUGUCCAGGCCUUGCAAAUCUAA